CAAACCCAACAGAGAAGGGCAGUGGAGGUAAUUUUGAGAGAGAGAGAGAGAGAGAGAUGCAAGAGUUGAGUCUGAGGAGGGGUGGGGGCAGCAUCCAAGUGGAUGAGAGCUGCGAGAGUAGCGAGGAAGAAGAGAAGAACAAGGAUGAUGAGGAUGGAAGCGGCGGCGGCGAGGGCAGCUCGAGCAGCAACAGCACGGUGGAAGAGAUCAGCGAUGGGGAGGAGAAGCAGCAGCAGCAGCUUCUGAAGCCGUCGGUGAGGCCUUACGUCAGAUCCAAGAUGCCCAGGCUGCGCUGGACCCCGGACCUCCACCACUGUUUCGUUAAAGCCAUCGACAGGCUCGGCGGCCAAGACAGAGCUACUCCCAAGCUGGUUCUCCAACUCAUGAACGUUAAUGGGCUUAGCAUCGCUCAUGUCAAGAGCCACCUCCAGAUGUAUAGAAGCAAGAAGACGGACGACCCAAAUCAUCAUCAAGCUAUGGGUGGUGAGCACAGCCACAGCCACAGCCACAGCCACAGCCACAGCCACUUUCUGGAGAGUAGUGAUCACAACAAUAUCUAUAACCUCAGCCAACUCCCAAUGCUUCAAGGAUAUAAUAACCACCACCGCCGCCAUGCCGCCUCCUCCUCCGGCCUCAGGUAUGGGGCAGAUGGAUCCUGGGGGGCUCGUGACCACUCCAUUUAUGCAUCUCAUGAGAUUAUGGGUCGGCGCUUACUACAAGAAACAAGGUCAAGGCUGUGUGGACCAAUUGCUGACCGGAUAUUUGCCCAAGCAGCAGCGGGAGCCAGAGCUAGAGCCACCACCAACAACAACAACAGCAACUUGUGGAAUGAUAUUAGCCAUGCAACUGCUACUGCUGCCAGUACUAUCAUCAAUUCCAGAGCUAGCGGCCACGGCCCAGAAUUAAUGGGACGGCAAGAAGAACAAGGGCAGCGGAAGAAGUCGGUGAAAAGGAAGGCCGAUGAGGAGGUUGAUCUGGAGCUGUCGCUGAAGCUGAGGGAACCAAACAAGGCAAAGGCGCCGGAGGAAGAGAGGCAGCCGGAAGUAGACGACAUUGGAAGUGAGUUAUCUCUGUCUUUAUGCUCGCCAUCAUCCAGGCUUGUUAGUGACAGGGGUAAUGGAGUCAACGACGACAAGCAAUCCAAAAGGACAAGUACUCUGGAUCUGACUAUAUGAAUUCUUCGAAACAUAUUUGAUUCGUCUAUAAUUCUAAGUGAGAUCCUGAGGUACUUGUCCACAUCAUACAAUCAAUCCAUCAAGUUGCUUACAUUUCUUCCUUCAAUUCUUCAUUUUCAUACUAAUUAACCAGUUAUUAUACC
This is a messenger RNA of Linum trigynum, 1318 nucleotides long. Lineage: Eukaryota; Viridiplantae; Streptophyta; Magnoliopsida; Malpighiales; Linaceae. The record is from the annotation of a GenBank genome assembly.